Messenger RNA from Cornus florida, 2588 nucleotides. RefSeq names its product zinc finger BED domain-containing protein DAYSLEEPER. The record is from RefSeq and is a predicted model, not a curated record. Bases 353 to 2401 code for a protein of 682 amino acids. Gene Ontology annotation, molecular function: DNA binding; protein dimerization activity. The transcript has 2 exons. NCBI's taxonomy places the organism in Eukaryota, Viridiplantae, Streptophyta, Magnoliopsida, Cornales, Cornaceae.
AUAAUAAAGUGGACCUCAAAGUCCAAUCCAAUUCGCUUUAUUUUUUAUCUUCCCCAAUCUUAUCUCUUCCAGAGUCCCAAGAACCAACCCCAAAAAAGUCCAAUUAGGUUUCUCGGGUUGAAGCCCAAUUCUCUCUCUCUCUCUCUCUCCGUCUCCUCGCUCCCCCUCUCUCCUCCUCCCUGCGAAACCCUAGAUCGCACACAGUUGCAGAGAUCUGAAGGUCGUCGUAAACACACACAGAUCGUGUUCGCCUCUGUGUCUCUCGCACAAUCACCGGUGGUUCGCGAAUUUUAUAAUUUCAUAAAUUCCCACAAUUGGCCUUGUUGCAUAAAGGGAAUUCAUUUCUCGAAACAUGAUGGAAAUUCAUUCUGAGAACAAUGAGCUGGUCCUCGCAGAAGCACAGCCCGACAUCCCCACUGAGAAUAAUGAACUGGUCAUCCCAGAGACGCAGCCCAAUAAGCGUAGGAAAAAGAAGUCGAUAGUUUGGGAACACUUCACUAUUGAAACUGUAGGUGCUGGCUGUAGAAGAGCAUGCUGUAAGAAGUGUAAGCAAUCAUUUGCUUACAGUACAGGUUCAAAAGUAGCAGGUACGAGUCAUCUCAAACGCCACAUUGCCAAAGGCACCUGCUUUCUCCUGCGUAACCAGGAGAAGAAUCAAUUAAGCCCAUACAGUGCACCUUCAAAGAUGGGUGGAAUUAUGGGUACUGAUACUCCAAAACGGCGCUACAGAAUGUCUGGUUCCCCUUACUUUGCAUUUGAUUCGGACCGUUGCCGCCACGAGAUUUCUAGGAUGAUCAUCAUGCAUGACUACCCCCUUCACAUGGUUGAGCAUCCUGGCUUUGUUGCUUUUGUGCAGAAUCUUCAACCCCGAUUUGAUAUGGUGAGCUUCAACACCGUUCAAGGUGAUUGUGUGGCAACUUACCUUCGGGAAAAGCAAAGCCUUCAGAAAGUGAUCGAGGCGAUGCCAGGGCGAAUCUCCCUUACACUGGAGUUGUGGACUUCAAGUCGAACUGUAGGCUAUGUGUUUCUGACCGGUCACUUUAUUGAUAGUGAUUGGAAGUUGCAUAGGAAAAUUCUCAAUGUCGUAAUGGAACCAUAUCCUGAUUCAGAUGCAGCUUUCAGUCAUGCUGUUGCUGCUUGCCUCUCUGAUUGGAGUAUGGAGGGCAGGUUAUUUUCCCUCACUAUAAAUCAAACACUGAGUGAAACUGCUAUUGAUAAUCUUAGAGCUCUGCUCUCUGUCAAAAACCCACUCAUGCUCAAUGGUCAAUUGUUGGUUGGGAAUUGUCUUGCUCGUACUUUAAGCAGCAUUGCCCUGGAUGCAUUAGGUGCAGCACAUGGAACUGUCAAAAAAAUCAGGGAUAGCGUUAAGUAUGUGAAAACUUCUGAGUCCCAUGAAGAAAAAUUUCUCGAGCUCAAGCAUCAACUUCAAGUGCCUAGCACAAAGAGCCUAGCUCUGGAUGACAAAAGCCAAUGGAACACAACAUACGAAAUGUUGUUGGCUGCUUCUGAGUUGAAGGAAGUUUUUUCUUGCUUGGAUACUUCUGAUCCCGAUUACAAAGAAGCUCCGUCCAUGGAAGAUUGGAAGCAAGUUGAGAUUCUCUGCACAUUCUUGAAGCUCCUUCUUGACACUGCUAACCUCCUAACCAGCACAACUAGUCCAACUACUAACACGUUCUUCCAUGAAGCAUGGAAGAUUCAACUGGAACUGGCUCGUGCUGUCACAAGUGAAGAUCCCUUUAUCAGCAACUUUACUAAACCAAUGCAAGAAAAAUUUGACAAAUACUGGAAGGACUGUUGCCUGGUUUUAGCAAUUGCUGUUGUUAUGGAUCCCAGGUUCAAGAUGAAGCUUGUAGAAUUUAGUUUCUCGAAAAUAUAUGGUGAUGAUGCUGCUACAUACAUUAAGAUGGUUGACGAGGGAAUACAUGAGCUCUUCCUUGAAUAUGUGGCACUUCCUCUGCCGCUAACCCCAACUUAUGUGGAAGAAGCAAAUGGUGGAACUGUCAAGUCAGGGGAUCCAGGUAUCGGUGCUGAUGGUCUUGGGCUCACCGACUUUGACGUCUACAUCAUGGAGACUACUAGCCAGCAAUCCAGGUCAGAGUUGGAUCAGUAUUUGGAGGAAUCCUUGUUGCCUCGGGUCCAUGAGUUUGAUGUCAUAGGCUGGUGGAAACUGAACAAGCUCAAGUACCCGACGCUCUCAAAGAUGGCUCGUGAUAUUUUGUCAGUUCCAGUAUCUACUGUUGCCCCUGACUCGGUGUUCGAUACCACUAACAAAGAGAUGGACCGCUACCGGUGCUCUUUACGACCAGAGACUCUGGAGGCCCUUAUAUGUGCUAAAGAUUGGCUUCAUUGCGGUCCAGUAGAAAUGUCAAAUGCUCUUGUGAAAAUGGAAUUUCCUAUCUAGGUUCAGUGUUCUUCAUUUUCUUGUCAUUUGUCUAUUAUUAUGGUAGUUGUCUGUGAUGGUAGUAGGUUGUCUUUUACUCCUAAAACUGUAACUCAAUUCUCCUUAUUGCAUUCUGCCAUUAGAUGUUCUGUAGGCAGGCAUUGUACCAUUCUACGGAUUUAUUUUGAUGCAUGGACGUUAGAAUUUA